UGGCACCUGCGUCGAUUUGUUUGUGUUGAAUAUUUGACGAUAUCAAUUAAAUUGACCGAAAACAUAAUAAACAUAUUGUUACAAAUACUCUCAGCAUGGGAGUACCAGCAUUCUUCCGCUGGCUAAGCCGCAAAUAUCCAAGUGUUAUUGUCGAAUGUAUUGAACAGAGGCCAACCGACGUAGAUGGACAGCUCGUACACGCAGACUCGUCAUUACCAAAUCCUAAUGGGGUCGAAUUUGACAAUCUGUAUUUGGACAUGAAUGGAAUUAUCCAUCCUUGUACGCAUCCUGAAGACAAGCCGCCUCCAAAGGAUGAAGAUGAGAUGAUGGUGGCUAUCUUCGAAUGUAUUGACAGACUGUUCCGCAUCGUCCGACCCAGGAAAUUGUUGUACAUGGCCAUCGAUGGAGUUGCACCCAGAGCUAAGAUGAAUCAACAAAGGUCCCGUCGAUUCAGAGCUUCAAAAGAAACUCAAGAGAAGAUUGAGGAGGUAGCUCGCAUCAGGUCUGAACUUCAAGUAAAGGGAGCGUAUUUACCCCCAGAGAGGCCCAAGGAGGCACACUUUGACUCUAACUGUAUUACUCCUGGUACCCCAUUCAUGGAUCGACUAAGCAAAUGCUUGCACUAUUAUAUACAUGACAGGUUAAACAAUGAUCCAGGAUGGAAGGGAGUUAAGGUGAUAUUAUCUGACGCUAAUGUUCCCGGGGAAGGGGAACACAAGAUUAUGGACUACAUUAGAAGACAAAGAGCUCAACCAGACCAUGACCCAAAUACGCAGCAUGUAUUGUGCGGUGCGGAUGCUGAUCUUAUCAUGCUGGGUCUAGCAACACAUGAGCCUAACUUCACCAUCAUCAGGGAGGAGUUCAAACCGAAUAAACCUAGACCUUGCGACGUUUGUGGCCAGCUAGGGCAUGAGAUGAAGGAAUGCACAGGGACUACCCCGGAUGCAUCUCUAGUUCGUUCAGAUCCUGCCUUUGGUAACCAGGACAGCUUCAUUUUCGUGCGAUUGAGCGUGUUACGAGAAUAUCUUGAAAAAGAGUUGCAGAUGCCGAACCUUCCCUUCGCGUACGACUUCGAGCGCGCCCUGGACGACUGGGUGUUCAUGUGCUUCUUCGUGGGAAACGAUUUCUUGCCGCACUUGCCCAGUCUCGAGAUCAGGGAGGGAGCCGUGGAUCGACUCGUCAACCUCUACAAGAAGUGCGUCUACAAGACCAGGGGUUGGAUCACGGAUUCGGGCGAUGUAAACCUAGACCGCGUUCAAGUUAUAAUGGACGAGUUGGGUCGCGUCGAGGAUGAGAUCUUCCGCCGGAGACAUCAGAAUGAAGUGAGCUUCAAGGCGCGCGAGAAGGCAAAGAAGCAACAGAAGGUCAACUUCAGUUUACUGGAAAAUACGCAGUUCGCACCAGCGCCGCUGGGAAGCGCUUCGAAAACUGUGGAGAACGCUCGCCAAGAAGCCGCUAAUAUCAGACGUGCGGGCAUGGAAGCCGUCGCCCAGCAGGAGGGCGGGCAGCGCGGGCGCAAGCGCUCGGCGGCGGAGGCGGGGCUGGGCGGCGCCGACGACGCCGACGCCGACGCCGACGCCGACGCGCACGACGAGGUGCGCCUGUGGGAGGAGGGCUUCAAGGAGCGCUACUACGAGAGCAAGUUCGAGGUGGCGCGCGACAACCUCGAGUUCCGAUACCGCGUGGCGCUGCAGUACGUGCGCGGCCUGUGCUGGGUGCUCCGGUACUACUACCAGGGCUGCGCCAGCUGGAAGUGGUACUUCCCCUACCACUACGCGCCCUUCGCCUCGGACUUCGUCAACAUACAGGGCCUUUCCACGAAGUUCGAGAAGGGCACGCAACCCUUCCGCCCCCUGGAGCAGCUGAUGGGGGUGUUCCCGGCCGCCAGCGCGCAGCACGUGCCGCAGCCCUGGGCCACGCUCAUGAGCGACCCCUUUUCUCCGAUUAUCGACUUUUAUCCAACGGACUUUAAGAUCGAUUUGAAUGGCAAGAAGUUCGCGUGGCAAGGAGUCGCCCUGCUGCCUUUCGUCGAUGAGACGAGACUUUUCAAAGCUCUGGAACCGUAUUACAAGGAACUGACGCAAGCGGAAAAACAACGUAACACCAAAGGCCACGACCGCCUGUACGUGUCUCCCGCCAACAAGUGUUACGACUUCCUGUUGGCGCUGUACACGGAGGCCGGUGACGACCUGCGGAGACUCAUCGAGGCCGACCAGCGAUACCCCUUCCGCUGCGAGGGGGUAAGGGGGGACGUCAUGCUCAGCGCCGACAACGUUCGCACGGGCGGGCAGCUGUCGUCGCCGGUGAUCGGGCUGAGUCCGGUGCUGGACAACCGCGUGGUGUGCGCGCGGUACCAGGACCCGCAGUUCCCGGACGAGUUCGUGUUCCCGGCGAGGCGCCUGCGCGGGGCCGUGGAGCCCGUGCGGGUGCUCAAGCCGGGCAACCUGUCCCACGAGCAGAACAGGAACUGGAGGCCGCAGAUCGGCAUGGUGCGCUCCAGCAGCCAGGCGUCGCUGGAGGCGGCCGGCCACCGCAUGCUGGGGCACUCGCUGCCGCGCGCCGCCUACGCCUCCGUGCCGCCGCCGCACAAUCGUUCACAAUCGUUUGGGCCUCACCGAGGCGGAUACGUGCCGCAUCAAGCGUCCCACAACAAUCAAGGUUACAGCCGAUCCGGCUACCAGCCCAGUCAAGACAGAUACGGUUCAAAUCAAGACAGAUACGGUUCAAACCAAGACAGAUAUGGCUCAAACCAAGAUAGGUACAGCUCGAACCAAGGUUACCGACAGAACCAAGGUUCGCACGGCAGAUCGUAUUCCCAUAAUCAGGGUCACGGGUAUUCCUCAACACAAAACAAAUACAGCGGCCACCAGGGACACCAUCAAAGACAGGGAAGUGACCAGCAUGGGCCGUCCAGCCACGGGCAGGGGAGCGGAUACAACAGUCAAAGGCCAAACUCUGGUUCAAACAGAUACCAGGGUAACUCGACGUGGCGCUGAAUGACGAGUAUUUAAAAAAAAAGAGUUAAUAUUAAUUAAAUUUAGAAUUUUCUAGAAGACGAAAUUUUGGCAGAUUACAAACAUGGUAAAGUAAAUUGGUAGUAAAUGAAAGAAAAGCUUGUAAUAUAAGUCACGUACUAUAUUGUUCAUAUCUCAGUACAUUGGUGGCAAUGUUGCCACUAUGACUUUUUCGUGUUGCCAAUGUUGCAUAAAAUCAACGUCUUAUCCCUUAUAAUUACGGAAUAAAAUAACUUCUAUAGAAGAUAACUUUUCCUGUAGAAAUAAAUAAUGUGACUCAGUGCGGUACACCAAGAAUACUGCUGCGCUAUACUGUGAGAACUCACUUCGUAAAUCAAUCGUGUAAUAUUGAAAAAGGACUUUUGCUCGUGUAAUGUUUUUUUUUUUAAUUUUUACAAUUAUUAUAACAGUAAAUGUCGCAUAAUGUCCUCCGGUGAGAUUCGAGUUUGUACUUACAGAAUAAACCUGCUGAUCUCAACUUGGAAAUAUACUCGAUGUUUAUAUAUAGACAUAGUACUUGCGUACUGUUUUUAUAGAUUUCGUUGACAUAAUUUCAACUUUGUUUAUAUUUCAUGGUUUUUUUUUUUCGACAAUUACAAUAUAAUGUACUUUUGACGCCGGCUCAUCCAGUUCUCACUUUAAACAAUAAAAUAUAAGUAUUUACAUAAUAUACUUUUAAUAUACGAAAGAAAGUUAAAAGCACUUCAGUUUUUUUUAUUUCUAGUAUAAUAUUUUUUUAUAAAAGAAUGUAUUGCGCGUGACAAAAGUUAUAAAUAAAACGUUUAUAUGUAAAAUCUAUAGUGAAUUGAUACGUGGUACAGUCAGCAUUAAAAGCUGGAAGUUGCCAAAAAUCAGUGUUGUAUCAAAAUAUAUGAUCAAUUUCUGUAAAGCAUUUUCAAAUUACCUCUUUAAAAGGUACUCCUACAUGAUAUUGAUGGAAGAGUUAAGUGGUAGUUUCUGUGGUAUUACCUACUCAGUCGGGCUGUUCCCCCAUUUAAUUCAAUGUUAGUGUUCAGUGUAAUUAGGGAUAAAAUAUCUUAAAUGGUAUAGUUAGUGUCCCGUGUAAAAUAUAAGAAUUGUCUCAUGAGUCUUUAAUGUCUAUAUGACUAAUAUGGCUAUAUGGCAUAUAUGGCGAAGGCUUAAACUUCUUACACUGCCGACGUCGAAAGAGUUAAAGGUCCAUCAAGCCGUUUACCCAACGAAAUGCGAAAUCAAAUCUGUUAAGUCUGAAAGAAUAUUCUAGAUAUUGACUUUUUAGCGCGAAAAAUGUUCUUGAACAUUAUCGUAAAUUAAUUAGUUAGUAAAUUAUAUCAUGAUAAAUAAUUUAAAUUUGAUUUAACGACAAUAUUCAUUGUAAUUAUUUUACUUAUUAGUAAAUUAUAUUUGGAACACGAAUCAUUAUUUUGUGAGAUUAUGUAAAGUUACCACCGAUUCGGAAUGUAGAUUCUACUUAAAAGUAUCAUUAAAAAACUCAGUGUAAGUGUAGCGUAUAGUUUAUUCCAAACACAAGAGUAAAGCAUGAUAAACAACUGUGAAUCGAUUGACGCGCUGUCAUUGGUUGAAAUCUUGAAAAUCUUGUAUCAUAGAGAUACUCAUCAUGGAUUCGCAAAAAAUUGCUUCUAGAAUGUUGCAUUGGGUAGAAUUAAACUGUAUAAGAGCAUGAGCCAUCCGCAAUCUAAGGUUUGUUUAACUUUACUCGUUCUUCGAUUGGAAUAUAUUUUGUAUUUCUGCCAAUUAUAGAUAUGACGUCACGUCCUGGGACAGCAUUUGAUGAAUGACGUCUAUUCAUACAUAUCACGUGAUCUGAUAUUGACCGAAGAAUGACGAUAGAAAUCGCUUCGAUUCGAAUAAGGCCUGCUACUAAAUUCCAGUAAAGAUUCGUUUUGAUUACAGACAGUAUCAUUGUAUAAUUGACGUUUGCAAUUUUAUUUUGAACACUAUUUGUGUUUGUGUGUGUGUGUUUUUCAUACAUUUACCGUACCAUCUGUUAUAAACUUAUCCACAUUAUGGCAGCAUGGUGGUAUUAGAUCCAAACCUUCUCAAAAGGAGGGAGGCUUUUGCCCAACAGUGACAUUUACAGGAUCUGACCACGUAAGCGAAACGAAACGUUAAUUGCAUAUAUAAGGCCGCUGUUAUGUAUUAAGAGUAAUAUCAAAGACAUUUUCAGCCAAUAGUCGUAACAUCGCCAGUACUAACUCAAGUUAUAUAAACUUAGUACCCAAGGUUUCGCAUUGGCGAUGUAGAGGAUAGUUAAUAUUCCUUACAGCGCCAAGGUCUAUGGGCGGUGGUGACCACUUACUAUCCAAUGGCCCAUCUAGCAGAUUGCCUACUGAUAUCAGAUAAAAAAAUAUAUAUAAACAGUUAUGGACUGACGACCAGUGUUGCUAUAUUUCAACUAUCGACAUACUAUUUUUUGAUCGUGUAAUAUUUCAAAUAAAAAUAAAAAUAAUUUAGUUAACGUCGCAGAUAUUUUUUUUAGUAUGUAAAAUAAUUUCUAUGUAUAAAUUGCUAUAAUUAGUACGGUUUACGGUUUUAUAUGG
Messenger RNA from Vanessa atalanta (red admiral), 5554 nucleotides. RefSeq names its product 5'-3' exoribonuclease 2 homolog (gene Rat1). Gene Ontology annotation, molecular function: RNA binding; 5'-3' RNA exonuclease activity. NCBI's taxonomy places the organism in Eukaryota, Metazoa, Arthropoda, Insecta, Lepidoptera, Nymphalidae. Gene Ontology annotation, biological process: nuclear-transcribed mRNA catabolic process. The transcript has 17 exons. Gene Ontology annotation, cellular component: nucleus. The record is from RefSeq and is a predicted model, not a curated record. Bases 96 to 2996 code for a protein of 966 amino acids.